Messenger RNA from Callorhinchus milii (elephant shark), 1644 nucleotides. RefSeq names its product nuclear factor 7, ovary-like. NCBI's taxonomy places the organism in Eukaryota, Metazoa, Chordata, Chondrichthyes, Chimaeriformes, Callorhinchidae. Gene Ontology annotation, molecular function: zinc ion binding; protein binding. The transcript has 6 exons. The coding region runs from base 14 to 1426 and encodes 470 amino acids. The record is from RefSeq and is a predicted model, not a curated record.
CGCUGAGGGUGAAAUGGCUUCUCAACACCAGACUGACUGUCUGACCGAGGAGUUAAAAUGUUCGGUUUGUCUGGAACUCUUUACCGACCCGGUCACCCUGGAUUGUGGCCACAACUUUUGCCGCUCCUGUAUCUCCCAGAGCUGGGAAAACAGGGAGAGCAAAGCCUGUCCCGAAUGCAGAACAGUCUUUGCUAACAGUAACAUGAGGGGCAACUGGGCCCUGGCGAGGCUGGCGGAGAAAGCUCGACGGCUCAACAUUUCCCCGGUGAAGACAGAAAGAAAACUUCACUGUGAGGAGCAUCAGGAGGAACUGAAGCUGUUCUGUGAAACAGACAAGAAACUGAUGUGUGUGAUUUGCAGAGACGCCCGAGAACACAGAACCCACAGCUUCAUCCCCGUAGCGGAGGCUGUUCAGAUCUAUAAGGAUAAAGUGAACUCCUUCUUAGACUCUCUCACACAGAGGAAGGCCGCGGCUCUGGAAGCUGAAGGGAAACAGAAAGAAAAGAUUUCACAAGUUAAGGAACAGGCGGACAUUCUGCAGAACCACAUCACGGCUGAGUUUGCUAAAAUGCACCAGAGCCUCACUGACAGAGAGCAGCGUGAAAUCCGAGAGCUCAGACAGCGAGAGGAGGAGGUUUUACACCGAAUGGAGAAAAAUCUGCGACAGAUUCAGAGCAAAUUAGAUUCUGUUCAGCAAAAGCUCUCAGAGUUACAGAAACAGAUGGAAAAAGACGCUCUCACCUUUCUGCAGGAGGAAACUGCUCGGAAGAGAAGGAUCAGUGAUGAGGGUUAUACACUGUCACUAUCUGAGGGGGAUCUGCCUGUGGGGAUGUUUGAAUGGCUUAUACAGUACACAGUCUGGAGAGACAUGAGACACAGCAUCAGCCCAGCUCCGGCCGCUCUGACUCUGGAUCCUGACACAGCCAAUCCCUGGCUCAUCCUGUCUGAGGACCUGACCAGCGUGAGAUACGGAGACGAAUGGCAGCCGCUCCCUGACACCCCGAAGAGGUUUAGUAAAUCUCUCAGUGUCCUGGGAUCUGAGGGCUUCACAUCAGGGAGACAUUACUGGGAGGUGCAGGUGGGCAACAAGACUGCGUGGAUUGUGGGAGUGGCCACAGAGUCUGUCAACAGGAAACAACCAAUCACUUGGUCACCAGCGGGUGGGGUCUGGGGUGUGGGGAUGGGUGGUGGGGUCCAUGUGGCUCUGACCUCACCCCCCACCCUCCUGCCCCUGACAGUGAGACCCGGGAAGGUCGGGGUUUUCCUGGACUAUGAGGGGGGACAGGUGUCAUUUUACAACGCUGACAACAUGUUCCUUCUCCACACUUUCACCCACACUUUCACUGAGAAGCUUUAUCCUCUCCUCAGUCCCCACCAGAGCGAUGGCGGGAAAAACUCUGAGCCGCUGAGAAUCUGCCGAUUAUAGCACAUUAACAGUGACGUGGUUUUACUUCAGUUUCCGUGUGGUUCACUGUCUGCCGUUUAAGGGGAUACGGGGUGGGAGCGGGCGAUGUGGGGGUGGGGGGGGAUUACGGGAGAAGAUAGACGUUUGUUUCCGCUGUUGACCUUUCUGUUGUAUUUGGGAUCUUUUGAACUAACAAAACUUUGCAUUUCAUGUUAAGUAAUGUAAUUUUCAAACAGAAA